AUGGCUGCCUUAGACUUUUACGCCGGGGGCAGCUACCAGAGGCGGGUUGGGAAAGACUUUAAUUUAGGGCUCUGCCAGACUGCUGUCCACAAGUGUGUGGCUGAAGUCACAGAAGCCCUAAAUAAACCAGAAAUUCUCCAACGGCACAUCGCCUUCCCUGGUAACCGUGAGGAGAGAAUGGCGGUUAUGAAAGGAUUCAUGGAUGUCUUUGGCUUCCCUGGUGUUGUGGGCUGUAUUGAUGGCACACACAUUGCCAUCAUACGGCCCCAUGAUUUUGAGGAGGCUUUCUUCAAUAGGAAGCAUUACCACUCACUAAAUGCUAUGAUUAUAUGUGAUGCAGAACUUAAUGUUCUUCAUGUGGAUGCAUCUUAUGGAGGUGCCAGCCAUGACUCGCAUGUGUGGAAUAGGAGCGCUUUGGAGGCUCACAUGCGAAGUCUGGCUGAAGCCGGUGAAGUGUGCUGGCUAUUAGGGGAUUCUGGAUAUGCCCAGCGGGAGUGGAUGAUGACACCCAUUCUACAAGCAGCUCCGGAUUCCCCAGAAGCACACUACACGGAUCUGCACUGUAGUACCCGCAAUACUGUGGAGCGGUGCAUUGGUGUACUGAAGGCUAGGUGGCGCUGUCUUCUAGCGCACCGAACCCUCCACUAUGAUCCAGUGAAAGCUGGGAAAAUUGUCAAUGCGUGUAUUGUAUUGCACAACAUGUGCAAUCGUGCACGCAUUGAAGUUCCCACACUGGACGGGUAUGACAUAAGAAGGGACGGCAGAAGACAACCAGCGCAGCCAGCCGAGGAGCGCCAGAACUUGCUCCGCGAUCUCUACCAGGCGCUCAAGGGAGCGCGCUCGACUUCUGUCGAUACGAAGGCGCUGCUCUUCGUAUCGACGAGCCCACUCUGGGGGGUCAUCGUACCGUCACCUGCGGUCUGA
Molecule: messenger RNA, 924 nt
Organism: Ostrinia nubilalis (European corn borer)
Lineage: Eukaryota; Metazoa; Arthropoda; Insecta; Lepidoptera; Crambidae
Product: putative nuclease HARBI1
Exons: 5
Coding region: 1-924 (307 amino acids)
Source: RefSeq, a predicted model, not a curated record